UGAAGUGGAAUUUCAGCACUGAUUAAGAGUGAAAAUGACAGAUUAAGAAGAGAUUUAGCAAUUUCUUUUUUUUAUUUGGCUUAUAAACCUGGGGUUGAACUCUUUAUUGUUAUCAGCUGUUCUGUAAGUUUCGUUUUUCAUGAAACGGGUCACGUGUGACGCACAGAGCAGUUUCUUUUUCCCGGAAAUGCUGCAGAAGGUCAGACAGGAGUUAGUUAGAGCUACGGGCAGACCCAUUUUUGUUGCUUUCAGUCAGAUUUGAUCCAGAUUCCUUUUUCUUAUUUUAGUUUUGCCUUCUGCAGAACAUGGAUUCAACCUCAGCUAAAGACCUGAGAAUCGUCCUCCUGGGAAAAACCGGAUCUGGUAAAAGUGCAACAGGGAAUACCAUCCUGAAAAGGGACGCUUUUAUUGCAGAGAUGUCUCCUUCCUCUGUGACGAAGACAUGCCAGAAAGAAACCGUCCACCUGGACGACCGAACAGUGACUAUCAUUGACACUCCUGGGGUGUUUGACACAUCAAUUACUGAGAAAGAACUGAAGCGUCAAAUAGAGAACUGCGUCAAUCUGUCUCUCCCUGGACCACAUAUCUUCCUGCUAGUCAUCAAUCUCUCUGCGCGCUUCACAGUGGAGGAGAAAAAUGCCAUCAAGUGGAUCACAGACAACUUCGGCGAGGAAGUCUCAAAGUACACAAUCGUUGUUUUCACUGGGGGGGAUCAGCUCAAAGACACCAUCGAGAACUAUUUGCACAAAAGCCCUGAUCUGAGGAAGCUGACCAGUGACUGCAAAGCUGGAUAUGUUGUGUUUGACAAUACGUGCAAAGGAAACCGCACUCAGGUGGCUGAUCUGCUUGAGAACAUAGAAAAGACUGUCCAACUGAACGGCGGUCAUUAUACCAGCGAGAUUUACAAACAGGUCCAGAACAAACUAUGGUGGCAGCAGGCCCGGAGCUAUGUGGGAACUGCAGGAAAUUAUUUAUUGUGUGCAGCAGCAGGCGCAGCUGCACCUGCUGCUGCUGGUGCUCUAGCGGCAGAGGAAGCAGCAGUAGCUUUAUCUGUACCACAAGUGUUGGCUCUUGGAGGUGCAGCGAUUGUGAAAGGUGUUGGAUGGUUCAUCAGACCUAGAACAGGCAAUAACUAAGUGACUGGAGUGUUGUCAUACAUGUACAUUUAGGAAUAUUUUAAUUUCAAUAUUGCUUUCAUUAUGUUUAUUUAUGUCAUUCUAAUUUUUAAAUGUCUGUAUGAUUUAUGCCAGAUAUUGAAGACAUUUCUCCAUUUCGAUUGUGAUGGACAAUAAACCUAUCCACCUUAUCACUGUAAUAAUGUAUAAAGUAUGUGGAGAAAGCAUUACAUUAUCUUUCUGUUUUAUUUAAAAAUAAAAAAUGAAUAAUGUUUUAUGA
Messenger RNA from Poecilia reticulata (guppy), 1395 nucleotides. Its product is annotated as GTPase IMAP family member 4-like. The record is from RefSeq and is a predicted model, not a curated record. NCBI's taxonomy places the organism in Eukaryota, Metazoa, Chordata, Actinopteri, Cyprinodontiformes, Poeciliidae. Gene Ontology annotation, molecular function: GTP binding.